Molecule: messenger RNA, 1266 nt
Organism: Solanum stenotomum
Lineage: Eukaryota; Viridiplantae; Streptophyta; Magnoliopsida; Solanales; Solanaceae
Exons: 6
Coding region: 1-1266 (421 amino acids)
Molecular function (GO): zinc ion binding
Source: RefSeq, a predicted model, not a curated record
AUGGAUCCAAUUUUGGAAGGUUAUAUUGAAGAAUCUGAAGGAACUGAAAUAAUUUCAAAUCCUCAACACUAUUUGGUGGCCGAGGAUCAAGACCGGAUUCAAUCAAAGCGACAAUCAACAAGUGGUGUGCUUGGGGCAAUGUUGGUUAAAAAGUAUGUCGAUCUGAAGACCGUUUACACACGAACAGACAUACAAGCAGACAUGCUAAGGAUACAUGGUAUUUCAUUGAAAUACAUGCAAGCAUGGAGAGCACUUGAUUCAAAUAUAAGAGGCUGGGAGUAUUGUCGACCAAUAGUACUUGUGGAUGGUACACAUUUAAAAUCAACAUAUGAAGGCACAAUGUUGAUAGCUAGCACAUUAGAUCCACGAGGUCACAUGUGCUUUGUUUCUGAUAGAAAUAAGAGCAUUUGGAAUGCUACUGCAAUUGUUUAUCCCGAAUUCAGACAUUACGCAUGCAUAUACCAUCUAUGGACCAAUUUACUAAAGAAAACAUACAGAGAUACAGAAGAGGUUAGAACAUUACUCUUCAGUUUAGCAAAAGCUUACACUGUUCAAGAGUUUGAUGAAUUGAUGAAAAGGAUGGAUCAAAUUAAUCCAAAAUACCGUGCUUAUCUACAAAAAGCAAAUUAUGAGAAAUGGUCACGCGCACAUUCACCAGUAAAAAGGACUUGGACACUAACAAGUAACAUUGCAGAGUCACUAAAUAACGCUAUUCUUGUUGGAAGAAGGUUACCAGUGGUACCAUUGUUGGAAUUUGUUAGAAAAACAAUUGAAGCUUGGAAUGAGAAACACAAUGAAGAAGGUAGAAAUACUACAACAACCUUAACAAGUAAAUACAAUGAAAUGUUGGAGGACAAUAGAAAUUUGUCUCAUCGUAUGCUUGUACGCGCAUCAACAAUACACCUUCAUACCAUUACAGAUGGUGCAAAGAGGUUUACAGUAUGUCUGAAUACACGAAUGUGUAGUUGUGGAAGAUUUCAACAUGAUGAGAUCCCUUGUAGUCAUGCACUUGCAGCAAUCAGACAUAGGAAUAAACAUCGCGAUGAUUACUGUUCAGCUUAUUAUAGUAAUAAGAAUUAUCAAGAUACAUAUGCAAUACCAAUUGAACCCUUGCCUUGCGAAAGCACUUGGGAUGUUCCAUCACAUGACUUGGAAGAGGUAGUAUUACCACCAAUUACAAGAAAGCAACCCGGCAGACCUCCAAAAAAUGAUCGCAAAAAGGGAUUCACCGAAGGAGAGGGGAAGAAGAGGAAAUUAUACAGUUGA